AUGUCGAAAGUUUUACUCCUACCACACACAAUUGAGAUGAAUUACAAACCUCCCGCCACCUACAACUCUGUUUUGUACCCUCUUAAUAACUAUGGGUCGACGUAUGGAAUCUCGACCGAAAUCGACAGAGCGAUUAUUGGCCUAGCGCCUGAGAUUAUCCUGGAAUGCUGUCACGAGAUUCAGUCCCGCCUGGACAAGAGACGGAGCCACGCCUCUCACAUGUCACCUCUUCAGGAGACGUCAAGGCUUUUCAAAAGAGCAUUCUCAUCCUAUCGAGAUGGCCGGAUAGACUCUAGGAUUCUUGACUUGAAAAGCUUCCCUGGAAGACUUCUCCACAAUAUCACCUCUACCCCUCUUCACUGUGCCCUACUCAUCGCCGAGAUACACCACGUCAACACUGAACGGAAGAGCGUCAAACAUAGACUUUUUGAGGAUCUUUUGGACAGCCUAGGAAAAGCUACACAUUCGGUAUUUUCAAUGCUUGUAAAGCUUUACCUCAAGACGCAGGACUCAUUGAAAAGUUAUAUAUCAUCCCCUCAUGGUUUUGGAGUUUUUUUGGCCUUAGGAAUGCUUUUUGAGGCCUACGGAUCACGGCUGGCACCAGCGAACACUUUGUACCUUGUAUCUGGCCACGUACUGGAGAGAGAACAUUGCUCUGGGAUUGCUCUUGCAUACUUUAAUAAGGUCUGUAAGCUGAGGGAAAGCAUUUUAUCAGUACUAGAACCAUUACCUGAGGUGGUCGGCGCAGAGAUUCAAAUUUGGGAGAACUUGCUUGAGCGAAUCCUAACGACGCUGAUCUCUUUCCCAUAUAUCGGUAUGUACGAUGAUAACGAUCCUCGCUGGUUUGGGUUGAUUAGGGUACUGUCUCACGAGGCAAAUUCCUUACCAGAGGUCAUGGGGGUUACGAGGUUUCAACGUUUACUUAAUAUAAAGUAGUAAUCCCUUUUAUCUUAUCUAUAAAUACUUUAGCCUAUUUAGAGGCGGGUAGUAUCUUAUCUAUAUUAGGCUCUACCCUUAAUAAAAUAGGAGAGAACGUGUUAUACCUAUAUAUUAUAAAGAAUAAGCUUAUUCUAAGGCCUACUUGAUAGCGUCUAUUAAGCGCUAGUUAAGCUAUAGGGAGCUAACGCUUCUAAUCGGACUAUUCUUAGUUAAUAAAGUUCUAAAGGUAUACUUAUACCUCCUAGUUUAGCCUCUCUAGUCGUUCGUUAGUUUAUAGAUAGUAAGCGAAGCUAAGUCUUUAUUAUACGCCUAUUGAGUAGUAGAAGGUUUUCUAGAAUAUACUUAUCUAGUUCGUACUUUUAUUACUAGUAAUAGUAUAAGGUAUAUUAUAAUAUUAUACCUAGUAUUCUAUAAACCUUUUAGUAUACUCCUCUACUUUUAUACUAGGUAUCGCUUCUAAUAUAAUAGUCUUACUUAAUUAGUCCUUAAUAACCUAGAGGUAGCGAUUCUCUCAGGAAUUUAGUAGGUUAGUUAUAAAGUCUAUAAAGAUUUUCUAAAAGAAUUAGUCGGGGACUAGUAGUAGCUAUAAAAGGCUAUAUUUAUAUUCCCUCUAUACUUUAUUCCUUCUAUAAUAGUUAUAGUUCCUUAGAAACCAUCUUAUAUACUUAGAUUAUAGUAGCUAGUAAAAGUUAUAUUCUAAUAUAAAAGUAGUAGAGUCUUAGCCUAGGUAUUUAUAGACUAGCGAAUUAUAAAUAGAUUAGAUAAGCUUAGUUCUUAGAAUAUUAUUUUAUUAUAGUUUAAGUUCCUCUCUAUUUAAGUCGGCUUCCGACAAAAAUAGAGCUCCUAAAACCUAUAACUUCUUAUAGUAAUAUAAGUAGCUUUUUAUAUUAACUUUAUAGUCGCCUACUUAGAUCUUUAUCUUAACUUUACUUAGAAAGGAUUAGUCGCUGUUCUAAAUAGAGUAGAGGACGUUUUUAUAUAGUAUAUCCUUUUAUACUAUUUUAUCCUAUAACUUAUUUAGUUCUUAGUCCUAGAAUAAAGCUUAGGAUUCCGGGUCUUAAUAUAUAGAGUCCUACAUAAACUAUAUAGCUAGUAGUUAAACUAAAAUAGUAGCUACUACCGACGUAGUAGCUACUACUACCUCUUCUUUCUUUACUAGCUCUAGCUAGUUUCUAAUAUAGUCUAGCUCUAGAAAACGCCUAAACCUUAAUAUCUUAUUACUCUCUCUAAGGAUAUCUUAUUCUCUUCUAGAUAGUAUAUUUAGGAUAAUAGCUUUAGUUCCUAGUUAAUAAAUUAAGGUAAACUAGAAUAAAGCUAUAGUCUUAUACUAGUAAAUCUAGCGCUUUAUUAGCUGCCUCUUUAUUAUAAAAUACUUAAGGUUCUUAUAAUCUAUUUAGAUAGUAAAAGGGCCUACUACUUUUAGUUUAGGGGUCUAGAACUUUAGAUAGAAUACUACAACUAAUAUUUCUUUAUUAUAGAUAUUAUAGUUAAUUUUAGCCUUAUUUAGCUUUUAGAAGAAAAAACCUACUAGUUAAUAGACUCUAUCUCUUUCUUAAAAGAGGGCGCCUUCUAUUAUAAACCUACUAUAGUCUAUGUCUAGGAAUAUAAGUAAUAUAAAAUCCUACUUUACUAGUACUAAAGCCUUAUGAAAUUUACUUUUUAAGGCCUUAAAUACUAACUCCUCCUCUCCUCCCUAAGAGAAUAGAGUUCCCUUACUAUUAAUUAUCUUACUAAUUUAGAGUAGUUUAUAAUAAAUAUCUAAUAGAAAUUAUAGAACCUAAGAAAAUAAUAAACUUCUUUUUAUAUCUUAAGAGCUACCUAGUUUUAUAUUACUUUAAUCUUCUUAGGGUUACGUCCUAUACCUUUUCCUUUAGUAUAUAUAAUAAAACCUAAGUACUUAAUAUAUUUCUUAAUAAACUUACUCUUUCUAAGAUCUAAGAAGAGGCCUCUAUCCUAAAGCUUAUAAAAGAUAUCUUAUACCUUUAUAAAAUAUUCCUCCUUAGAGCCUUUAGUAUAAAUAACUAUAUAAUUUAUAAAAGCUAAGGAGUAGAUAUCUAGAAAGUCCUAUAGUAAACUAUUAUUAUAAUAUUAGAAUAUUACUAGAGCCCUACUUAAUCUAAAUAAAGUUACUAGCUAUUUAAAGAAGCCGAACCUUAUGUCAAAGUAGUCUUAUAUUUAUAGCCUUAGGCUAUUUGAAUCUAGUAGUAGACGCUAAAAUAAUAUCGACUUUUAUAAGCUUGUUAGCGUCUAUUAUAUUUCUUAAGGUCUCUACUAUAAGAAGAAGAGGAUAUUAGUCUAGCUUUAUAAUUAUAUUUAAUACAUAGUAAUUAUAGUAGAACCUUAGUCUCUUACUAGGUUUUCGUAUAAAUAAAACAAAAGCUACUACUUCUAAUAUAAAAGGCCCAAUAAAUCCCUUUACUUAUAAGUUAUUAAGUAAUUUCCUUAAAACUGAUAGUUUAUCUUUACAUAUAUUGUAUAGUAGUUCUUAUAGUAAUACUAUUAGAGUCUUAUCUACUUAAUUAUAGAUUUUAAUUUUAGUAUUAAUACCUACCCUAUAAGGUACUAGUUCUUCUACUACUUAUUUAGAAAAUAAUAGUACUAUAUCCUUAAUCUUAGAAGAUAGUAUCUAUUCUAACUACUUUAUUGAUAACUUAUCUUUAUCUUUUAAGGCUUUCCUAAUAUCCUUUAUACUAGUAGCGGCUACUAUUAUAAAAGUACUAUUAUCCUUAUAGUUAUAAUAGUUAUAACCUUCUUUUAUCUAUUAUAAUACCUUACUAUAAUAGAACUAUUGUUUUUCUAGUACCAUUUAUAUUUUAUCAUAUACCUUCUAUAGGUUUCCAAGAAUUAUUAGGAAGUCUAAGUUUAGUAUUAUAUAUAUAUAUAUACUACUUAACUAUAUCCGGCUAUAUUUAUUCGAAAGGCGAUAACUCCUUUAACCUCUAAAUUAUAUAUAGAUAAAGAGGCUCCCUUUACCUUCUAUCUUUUAUUACUAGUAAAUAUAAGACUAAGCCCUUUUAUAAGGUCUUUGUUUAUUAUAGUAUAGUAUCAGUAUCCCUUAUUAAUAAGAGUAAAGGCUCUAAAAGUUUCUUAAAGGAUUAUAUCUAUAUAUAUAAGGUUUCUGUUUAUUACUUUCUUAGGCUCCUUCUAUCCCUUUACUAAUACUCCUUUUACUCUUAGUUUCUAACUACGACUAAGAGCUAGUCUUUUCCUAACUUAGAGGAAUCGGGCUUAGCUAUUUUAUUAUUAUCUUCUAGUACUAGACCUACCCUAACUUAAUUGAUCUUAACUAGUUAUAAAUGUAGGUUAUAUAGAUAUCCUUAGAUCUAGUAUCUUAAAGCUUUAUAUCAGAAGUAGAGUCUUUUCUCUUAGCAUCUCUCUCUUUCUAUAAUAUCUACUUAUUUAGCUCUCUAUUUUCUACUUAUAACUUUAUAGUCACUAGUAGUUUUUCCUUAGUCGCCGCCUAUUUAUAUUAGUACUAUUAUAGUAUCUCUAUUAGCGUCCAGUCGGGGUAUUAUAGAGUAACUCUAUAAGCGUGUUAUUAUUACUAUCUUUAUCCUAGACUUCUUAUUCUUUUCUUUCUAUUUCUUGUUUAAUAAUUUAAACUAGUUAGUCUUUUUAAGGUUAGUUAUAAUAUACUCUACCUUCUUAGAAAACUUAUUGUAGUCUAUUAUUUUAACUAUAGUAGCUAUAUAUAUUUAAACAAGGUUUAAAAAGGUAUUCUUAAAAUAGCUAAUCUUUAUAUUAUUUUCCUAGCUUUCUCUACCUACGCUUAGUAAGAGUUUAUUAAAUUUAAGCUAGUAUUUAUACUAAGGUUAACCUAAGGAAUAUUUUAGGCUAGUAAGCUUUUCUAAGACUUUAGCUUAUUUAUUACUAUCUAUGAAGGUUUUGUUAAGCUAUAUAAAGAAAGCUAUAGUGUCACGAAUCACGUGCUAGCAGGUGACGAGUGAAGACCAGGCGGCGUCCUGACAGGUUAAACAUUAUCAUGGACUCUUAUAGCGAAUAGGGACGCUUAGACUAGCUAAGCGAUCCAGGGAUUUCUCUUGGUUAGUUAUCACGUGAUGGAAACGAGCGACAUGGCCGACGAGUCGACCAUGUCGGCCAUGGUCGAACAGUCGACCAUGGCGACCACAGAGAACGAAGGUUCUAUAUAAGACUGGCACGUCUGCCAUUAGAUAGGAGCUUCGUGCUCAACUUAGUUAUCAAUCUUAUCAUAUUAGUUUGACAUCUUUGAUACAAGUAACGAGUUCACUUCCAAGUGAACAACCCGAUAGUCUUCUUCUUAUCAUAGCAUACCAACCAGCGAACACCCAGCCAAGUUUAGUUAGCCAGUUUGAGUAUUCGUUACAUAUAGGAUCCUUAUUCUAUCUAGCGUUCCCCUUCUCCUAGAGGUAUCUUAUUUAGGCUUACUUAUAUAGUAGAAGGGUAUUAUAAAUAGUAUUCUAGUAAUAAUCUAUAGAGAGCGCUAGUUUUUUUAUAGACUAUACUAUAUAUAAGCUCUUAAGUCUUAGAAGGUAAUCCUAGAAGGUAUUUAUAUACCUAUCCUAGGUAGGUAGUUUCUAAUCUCUAAGGCCUAAUAGUUAGUAGUCGGGGUUCGACUAGUUUAUUAUUCUAAGUAACGAAAUUAAGGCUCUUAUAAGGUUAUUUAUAGAUAUAGAGCUUUCUAAUAUACUUAGUCAGGGCUCUCUCUCCUUUCCUUUAGUAUAUAACCUUAUUAGCUCGGCCUCUAGUAUCCCUUAAUACUAGUAGACGUCUUAGAGAGCUUAGUAAAGUUCUAUAUUUAAUAUCCCUUUAUAGCUCCUAUUUACUAGUAGGCUUAGCCUAGUAGCUAUCUUAAACUUAUUAGGAAUAGAGAGAUCUAUAAUUUAAUCGUCUAUAAUAGAUCGAACUUAAUAUUAUAGCAGACUAGCGUAUAUAUAGAAGGUUUCAUAUAGUAAUUAAUAAGUUUAAUAAAGGAGAGAGAAGGAAUCUUCUCGGGCUCCGCUAUAAAGGAGAAGUAGCCCUCUUAGUAAGGCUUAGUAAGCACUAGUAUAGCUAGUACUAUACUUAGGGGCUAACCCCUUAUAAUAGUAAGCUAAAUUCUUAAUACAAUGAAGUGAGAGCUAAAAAUUAUUAUUAUUAGGAGAUUAUUAAGAUAAGAUAGAAUAAAAUAAGAUUAGAUAGAUAAGAAUAAAUUAGAAUAGAAUAGAAUAGAAUAGAAUAGGUAAUUCAUUAUAUACGAUACGAGUUUUAGCUCUAGAAUUUAGAACAAACCGAUAAACCGAUAAGCUAAGGACUAAGGUAAGUAAGUAGAAGAACAAUAUAUUAAGUAAUAACAUUAUCUAUCCGUUAAACUACCUAAUUCAUAUAAAGAAAAAUCACGUAGUACUAUACCUACUAUAUAACACGAGAUACAUACUUAAUACAUACUCCAUACUCUACCCAUCAACAUCAACCUAUCUCUCUUACCGGUAUCCCAUCGAACCAGUUUACUAGUUCUCAGCAGCAUUUAAUCAAGCGCGCGCCAGACCCCUAAACUCCGACCCGACCGAAGACAGCAAAUAACCAUACCCCAAACUCCAAACUCCAUACCCCAUACCCCAUACUUCUAAUCUCUAUUCAUUCCAAAGAACCAAACCAAGCUCGAUUAACUUAACAUAUCUCUUAGUAGAUUAGAGAUACGAAGACCAGACCGGAUCGUGUACCGUACACAGACCAAGUUACGCAACCUCGCAACCUCGCAAGCAAGUACCAAGACACCUACAGUGACCGACCUACUUCGUAAGUCCCGAAUCCCGAGAAAGUAUAUCUCGACCGUAUAGUAGAGGUGGAAGUGGACGGCUCUAAGAACGGAACGGAUGGAUUUUACUACCUAGGUAGUCUUGUAGUCUUGUAGAGUUAAAUAAAUACAAAGAUAAGAAAAGAUGGGAAGAUUAGGUUUAUACUUGUAUAAGGUAGUAGAUUAAGCGCCGGUAGUAUUAUAUCUAGGUAGAUCCGGGUUUUCGGAAUAGUAAUACUAGAAUCUAUCGGGGAUUAUUUUAGGAUUUCUAUUUCUAUUACUUUUCCUAUUCCUAGUACUAUUUAGCCUCCGUGUAAAUAGUUAAUAGGCUAUGUCGAUAGUUUGAUUUGAGAAAGGGGCUGUUCUAGCUGUAUCGAGAGGCUUGAAACUCCUGGUGAUACCUUCCCUUGGUUAGGUAAGUGAUGAGUAAUGAUGAGGGGGGAGGAAGUCGAUCUAAGGAUAACGGAGAAGAUUUGAGACUGAGAUGUAUACUCCUACUGUUGUGGUGGUACAGAGUGUUGUAAUAGUCAAUUGAUUGAUUAAUUGAUUGAUUGAUGGAAUAGGGUCCUGGUAGCACGACAUAGUACUAGUACAGCAACGUACACACACGUACACAUAGCGCCGUCGAAAUUCUAUGGAGAAGACUGUACGAGUACAGCCCUCCAAGGAAUAUUGACUCGAGAGGGUCAAUAAUCAUAUCGAGUAUCCAGAGCACAGACGAAUGAUGUGUCCGGUGCGGUGCAAUGUAUUUACCAGAGAUUACCGUUGGUGUAUUUUCAUAACUCUGGCGGAGUCGUAUGCAGUAAUAAUGCACACCAACACCCCUUCCAAUAUUAAUACCCUAGGCAGCUGCAGCGUACGGGCGCGGCAGCGCAGCGCAUUGUUCAGAGCUUGGCCCCGACACUGACUGACUGACUGACACCUUUGCAAUGAGUCUUUUCUCUGAUUGAUCUUGGUGCAGUCGCAGUCGCAGUUGUCGUCGGUAGCCCUCACUCCCGCGGGGCUUUGCUCGAUUUGCAUUCGUGAAGUUUGAAGUGAAAAUAGAAUUUGGAGUGCGUGUAAAGGAGGAUGCGCGGCCACUUCUCCACUCGUGCCAUAGAUGGCAUCAUCUGGAGAUCAUGGAAAGUAUCAAGGAGAAUUAAGGUCGAGGAUGUCUGUGAACGAGGCUGUGCGACGUGGGUGGUCGAUGGGACUCGAGGAAGCUAUCGAGGCGUCUGGAUGAGUGGAAAAACGUAUCCACGUAUCACUCCGUACAGCAAUGUACAGAUCCCCUGAUACCGAUACCCACAAUCCACACGUACUGUACCUACUACUGUAGCACAAACCCACAUACUUCUGCAGGUUGAGAAGUAUCUUUUGGUUGGUGUACCGGUAGCAGUACUUACCUAUGGCUUCUGUAUUCGUCCCGCCAUCCACACCCUAUAUCGUUCGUCCCGCUAUCCACCCCCAAUUCCCUGGUUGGGAUAGGGAGAGAGUGAGUAAACACAGCGUGUCAGGGGAUCUGGAGGGGGAGAAGUGUAGAAGCGACCCGUCCACCAAUACAAUACUCACUAUUACUCCAGCUCACUCCAGCCCACUCCAGCUCUGUCAAUAAUACGGAGCGUACCUAGUUCGUUCCAGUACCAGUACACAAUAAAACCCAUAGCGAGAGCAUGAGUAAACACAGCGUGUCACCGUUGGAAAUGACGAUGAGACCCAUCCCGAGAAAGCCAAAAAAAACCACUCACGAUCACUCAUUCGCAACACAACCCCAUAUUCUACUACCCAGAUCCAGUCCACUACCGUACCCACAGCUCCUACCCGCCUCUGAUAGGCUGCUAUUCAAAGCUUCGAGUCUCUUGGACAGUGACUUGUUUACCAGCUAUCUGGCCGGCUGGGGGUUGUGUUUGUCACACAAAGACUCUCUUUCUUCAAUUAGGUCAUAGCCCACCUGCCUACCCUGCCUGCCUGAUGGCAAAAUGUUGAUACGACGGAUAGGAUGAGAUGGUGGCGGAGGGUUGAUGCGCUGAAAAAAAAACAUGGAGGUUGUGUGGCCUCCUCUGCCUGCUUCUGCUGCUCCUGCCACAAAGGAAAAGGGUGUGGCGAUAAAUCUGAGUGGGAAGGGGUGUGGCUGGAGAGUCCGUGGGGACCAAUGAAAGGGACUGCUUAUCCACAGCGACUCUUUUCCUCGUAGACUGAGUGGCUCGUCCCGCUAGCUAGACCCCCCCCCCUGGUGCUUGAUGCUUGGUGCUUGGUGCUUGCCUGCAUCGCCGUGACUCCACUCUUCACUCGAGCCUGCCGUGUGCUCCCACCAGCCGCUUCUUGCCCCCCCACUUCCCUCUUCCGACCACCAACCCAAAUCUCACUCCCCCCCUUCCCCCUUCCGACCACCAACCCAAAUCUCACCCCCCCAGCCAGCUUGCGGUAGGUGGCUCUGGCUGGCUGGGCUCCUGGGCUGCUGGGCUGCUUAAGUAGGCGUGUCCCCCCAUAGUGAAAAUGAACAAAAGCGCUGGCAUGCCCGCAGUCUGAAGAUUUCACUUCAACACCGCAAUGUAUGAUCCCAACGCCUAAACAAAGCGGCUCUUUGAAGUCUGCCCACCCGUCCACUACAUUGCCAUCCAUCUCGAAAUCAUCUAGACUGAUAAACUCCUCCUCACCACCCUUUCCCUCCUGCAAAAAGUUGUCCAGCGAGCGAUCUCUGCGACAGAGCAAACACUUCCAUUUCUCGCCUCCCAGUGACUCUGAAGCGCAAGCUCCGUCAAGUCACGCUGAUCCUCCGCCUCACCUCACCCACCGACCCAGACUCCCAGACUCCCAGACUCCACCGACCCAGACUCCCAGACUCCCAGACUCCCAGACUCCACCGACCACCAAGCUUUCCCUAUACCUCUGUUCGCCCUCAUAG
This is a messenger RNA of Hymenoscyphus albidus, 9578 nucleotides long. The record is from the annotation of a GenBank genome assembly. Lineage: Eukaryota; Fungi; Ascomycota; Leotiomycetes; Helotiales; Helotiaceae.